This is a messenger RNA of Striga hermonthica, 306 nucleotides long. The record is from the annotation of a GenBank genome assembly. Lineage: Eukaryota; Viridiplantae; Streptophyta; Magnoliopsida; Lamiales; Orobanchaceae.
AUGUCUCAUAAUGAUACCUUUCAUGAGCGCACCAAGCAUAUUGAGAUCGACUGUCACUUCAUUCUACAGCGUGUUGCGCAUGAGACUGUGAAGCUUUUUUCCGUCUCCUCUACGGAUCAACCAGUGGAUGUCUUCACGAAGUCUCUCCUCACUGGGCCUGAUAUAGCUUAUGUUGUUCAUAUUGUGAGUCAGUUUAUGGCUGCUCUGAGAAUCACGCAUCAUUCUGUUGUGUUGCACAAUCUUCGCUAUGUGAAGGGCAUCCUGCUGCAUAAACCAGGUUUACGCUUUUCAGCAAGUUUUCUUUGA